Molecule: messenger RNA, 1032 nt
Organism: Adineta ricciae
Lineage: Eukaryota; Metazoa; Rotifera; Eurotatoria; Adinetida; Adinetidae
Source: the annotation of a GenBank genome assembly
AUGGCAACAAACUGCACCCAACAAGUGCGUAUCCUCGCACAACCGCAAGCGUUCUGCAGAGAACGAUAUAACAGUGAAAUGAAUCACGACAAUCACAGAGCGAAUCGAUUUCUACGUAGCGAUCAGCCUGAUUUCGAUUAUCCGACAAUCGAAAUUCCCGACAUAUGGAGACAAAACUGUACACAUAUUCGAGUAACAUUAGUGACCGUUCCAUGGGAACAAGCACCAGAAAGAUGCAUACAUCCGUAUCCAAUUAUUACACCGGACUCAGAUGCAAUCUUACACAAGGAAAUGAACACGAUUUAUUUUGCAGUAUCAGACGAUGAACGUCAAACAGGCAGGAAAAGUUUUCGUAUCAGGCGUGCAAAAUUAACCCAGAAUGAUUUAAGAAAUAUCGGAUCGUUAUACAUUCUGGAUACUGAUCGUCGAGAUGAAAAUCGUAUCGGUCCUGUCGUUGAUCCUCGACAAAUCAUUAAUACUUACCAAUUAGGAAAAUCUCAAUUACUAUUUUCUGUUGUCGGAAGCGAAAAUGGUUCGCCAUUGGUUAUAUAUGGUACGACUUCUGUAUAUUCGGUCAUUAUGAGCGCACCUGUGAAUACAACUAAUGAUGAAAAUACAUGCAUUAGAUUUGCACCAUCUAAAGGUUCUUGGGAUGGCGGUGAAACUAUUUUGAUGUUCAUACCAGACUUAGAUAAACGAAAACCCUGUGAGAUCUAUUUCGAAUAUCCUGGCAGUCCAAAUGCUUCAGUCACAUUUAAAUAUAUCGAUGUGAAAACACUUGAAUUUAGAACUCCACGAUGUCCAUUUCCAGAAAAUAGUCAGCAUAGUGUCGUAGUGCCUAUUGUUAUCACGUACAGUGGAACAAAAGUGAAACGUGUUAACUUUCUCUAUCACACCCCAGACAGAUGUUUAAACUGCGAUAGACAAGCAAUUUUUGAUUCAUGUGAAAGUUCAAAUUCAUCCAGUGCACAAUCAACAACAGUCGAUCAACUGUAUCUUGAAGAUGACUUUGAUUUGGAUGAUAAUGAAUAA